Molecule: messenger RNA, 941 nt
Organism: Medioppia subpectinata
Lineage: Eukaryota; Metazoa; Arthropoda; Arachnida; Sarcoptiformes; Oppiidae
Source: the annotation of a GenBank genome assembly
GGGUAUAUAAGACGGGCUGUUUGCCACGAUUUGAUGCCAUUUAUUAUUUGUCAGCUCUCAGCCAACAUCUAAUUGAUUGAUUGUUUUUAUUCAGUUUUUUAGUUGAAAUUUUAAUUGUAUUUUUAGUUUAUAUCAUUCAAAACUCAAUGGCUUUCUGGGACACCGAGCCGGCCGACCCGUGCGCCUCAAAGGCUAACACUAGUCUUAAAGAUGCGUUGAAUACGAGCAAUGCUUUCAAUGGAUUAGUUGUGCCGACCUCUGGAUGGCAACUGGAAAUCAUGAAAAUGCCGUUCACCACAAAGUUAGAGGACAUUCAGAACAUAUUUGCCAAAUACGGAACCAUCGAUAAAAUAGGCCUUAUUUUCAAACUCAAGGAUUCUUCGGUCAAUUGUUACGUGAGUUAUGAGAAGGAAAGCGUUGCGGCGGAAGCGUUGAAAGAAGACGGCAAGGCUUUGGGCGCCGACAGUAUAUCUGUGUUUAAAUUUAUUGAUCAAAACGGAGACAAAGGCAACAAAAGGUUGCGCACCGAAGAGACCACUGCCAGCGGUGGUGACGAAUGGGGCGCUUCCACCACAACCAACAGCGGAGGCGGUGGUGGCGGAGAUUGGGGCUCAUCUUCCGGUGGCGGAGGCGGUGGCGGCGGUUGGGGCUCGAGUUCAGGCGGUGAUAGCGCCCCGCGUGGCAGAGGUCGCGGAAGAGGUGGCGGCGGCGGCGGAGGCGGGCGUUCGUGUUUCAAUUGUGGAGAAGAGGGUCAUAUGUCCCGCGAGUGUCCGCAACCGAGAAAAGGCGGCGGAGGAGGCGGUGGUUCGCGCGCGUGCUUUCGGUGCGGAGAAGAGGGACACAUGUCUCGCGAGUGUCCGAAAGGAGGCGGCAGAGGGUGUUUCAAUUGCGGAGAAGAGGGCCAUAUGUCCCGCGAGUGCCCCAAACCUAGAGCCCAGAGA